Messenger RNA from Actinia tenebrosa (Australian red waratah sea anemone), 742 nucleotides. RefSeq lists its product as uncharacterized. Lineage: Eukaryota; Metazoa; Cnidaria; Anthozoa; Actiniaria; Actiniidae. The record is from RefSeq and is a predicted model, not a curated record.
AAUAUCGGCCCAACAAAAUAUUCAGCCAAAGGUUCAGAGUACUUUUCCUUCACGAUACAAGAAAAGCAAACUAAGACGAAAUCCCUGUGCUUUUCGCCAAAAAACCACCUUUUCGCCAACAAAGCACAAGUCCGAUAUAGCGAAAAAGGCGGAAAGCGGCACGCCUUGUAAGAUUACUAAAUUCAACCGCGAUCCCAAAGAAGAUAACGUCGUAUGGAUAAACUAUCAUACCAAUGUUGACGAGGCACCCGAGACGAUGGUAGAUUUCUCUCAAGAUCAAGUUAAUACAGAUCAAGCACCACCAGUCGUCACAACUAAAGAUGUUAACGCCAUCAAAGUUUUCGAAACRGUUUGCGCGACAGGGCUCRUGAWGUUUGGGGAUAACAAACCGCAGCCAAUCCCAAAUAAGAAAAAUCUCACAAAGUUAGAAGGCUGUCUCAUUGAUGAAACUGGCAGCAUCCCCAUAACCAUUUGGAAUGAACAUAUUCAACUUGUUCAAGACGGAGAAUUCUACAAGAUCCAAAAUAUGGUUGUGAAGCAGUAUUUUGGCCMAAAGUUCCUGUCAUCKACCACUUCAUCAAAUUUCCAAAAAGUCACUGAAAACCUGCCUAAAUUAUCCCCCGACGUAGUCCAAGAAGCAGGAGACCAGCUUAGAAAUACUGAAGUAAGAUGCUCUAAUUUCCGUAGUGUAGAUAUUAUCACAUAUUAUAAUUGUUUGAACUGCGCCAAACGACUUCCAUUU